CCUCAGAAGACGGAGCAAGAUAACAAACCUCAUGUCGUCGAAGAAAACCAGGCAAGGCCACGCUCACAGGAUCCACCGAUUUUGGUAGCAAAGGACGUUUCAUCCAGAUUAAGAAAUAACGACUUGGUACAGGACUCCAAGUUGGACACCACUCUUAUCGAUCAUGAUGGUAACUCUGUUCAACAUACACUGUAUAUAUCGGGCCGGAGGACUCGCCGACGCCCAAGGAAAGUAGAGGAGACAUGGAAGCGACGUGAGAAAAUUGGCAGCGGCACAUUCGGUAAAGUUUGGCUCCAGGAGUGCGUCGACGGUAAAAAUGAAAAUAUUGGCCGAUUUCGUGCGGUGAAGGAGAUAGCCAAGAGAAAGUGCGAGGAUGGAAGCGUCCCAAUCGAAUACAACCGAGAAUUAGAAGCAAUCGCGAAAUUCUCCCAGUCAAAGUAUGUGCACUGCUUCGCCAGGUCGUAUGGUUGGUAUGAGAACAACGAUACUAUCUUCAUUACAAUGGAGUAUUUUGAAAACGGAGAUCUUCAGCGCUAUUUGAAUCGUCUUUUCCCGGAACCUGAGGCUAAGGAGAUAGUAUAUCAAAUUCUUGAAGGCCUACGCUUCAUGCACAAAAGCAAUUUUGCUCAUAGGGAUUUAAAGCCAGCAAAUAUCCUCGUUUCCGAAGCCUCACCAAACUGGUGGGUCAAGAUAAGCGAUUUUGGCAUUUCCAAGAGGGCCGAACAGGAGUCAACGGCAUUCCGUACGUUCGCGGGUACGAGGGGUUACCUUGCCCCGGAGGUUAUGGCUAUCUACCCUCCAGAUGAGAAGUCACACGAUAAAGGUUCCAAAAAGAAGGAGAUAUACACUAACGCUGUCGACUUGUGGGCUCUUGGGGUGAUCAUGUUUCAACUGCUGACGACCCAAGUUAUCAUGAAAGAUCCCCACGAACUCUGGGAAUACGUGAACGGGAAUCAACUAUUCCCAACAGAAAUUCUCGACGAAUAUGAUGUCAGCGGUGCAGCAGAAACUCUCGUUAAACGCCUAUUGGCUCCAUCACCCGGGCGCCGACCCUCCGCUUCCUCGGCCUUGAACCACGAAUGGUUCACGGACUUGGAUGAUUCUUCAGAAUCAAAACUAACCAACGAAGAACUGUGA
This is a messenger RNA of Clonostachys rhizophaga, 1137 nucleotides long. NCBI's taxonomy places the organism in Eukaryota, Fungi, Ascomycota, Sordariomycetes, Hypocreales, Bionectriaceae. The record is from the annotation of a GenBank genome assembly.